CAUGGCGAUCAAACGCCGGCCGGGACUGGUUCUCGCUGUUUUUACGUUAAUGGGCUUGGCCUUCCCGGUGUCGUUUGGUGCAUUUGUUCAGGGGUACAAUCGUCCACCGGCUCGCAAGGACCUCUAUAUCCCUGCGGAUGAUCCUGGUUCUGCUUCUCCACAACAGGUGCAUAUUUCUGUAGUCGGUGAGGACAAAAUGAGGGUGACAUGGAUCACCGACAGCCCUAGUCCGGCAACAGUGGUAUAUGGAACAUCUACAGGUGUCUAUGAAAGCUCUGCAACUGGAAAUACAAAUUCCUACACGUAUCUUGUGUACACAUCUGGGGAUAUUCACGACGUCGUUAUCGGUCCGUUGAAACCCAACACGACGUACUUCUACCGCUGUGGAUCCUCUGAUUCGGAUCCUGAGUUCAGUUUUAAAACCCCGCCUGCUGCAUUCCCUAUCACAUUUGCAAUCGUAGGUGAUCUUGGACAAACUGAAUGGACCUCCUCAACCCUCGAACACAUAGACAAAGUAAACCACGACAUGUUCUUACUACCAGGUGACUUAUCCUAUGCAGACGUCAUCCAAAAUAAAUGGGACUCAUUUGGCCGUCUGGUGCAGCCACUGGCAAGCAAACGGCCUUGGAUGGUUACACAAGGCAAUCACGAGAUCGAAAAGAUCCCAAUCGUCCACCCGCAUGCCUUCACCGCAUACAAUGCACGGUGGCACAUGCCAUACGAAGAGAGCGGAUCGGACUCAAACCUCUACUACUCAUUCAAUGUAGCCGGAGUUCAUGUGAUCAUGUUGGGGUCGUACACUGAUUUUGAUCCUAGUUCUGCACAGUACCAGUGGUUGCAAGCCGAUUUGGGAAAGGUUGACAGGGGGAGGACGCCGUGGAUCGUCGUGCUUAUCCAUGCUCCUUGGUACAAUUCUAAUAAAGCUCAUCAGGGUGAGUCUGAAUCUGUUGACAUGAAGGAGGCCAUGGAAGAUUUGCUCUAUCAAGCUUGUGUUGAUGUGGUUUAUGCAGGGCACGUACAUGCCUACGAGCGUUUUACUCGCGUUUACAACGAUCAAUCCAAUAAUUGUGGUCCAGUGCAUAUUACCAUUGGAGAUGGUGGCAACCGUGAAGGCCUUGCUAGCAAGUACUUGAAUCCGCAACCCAAAAUAUCGGUUUUCAGGGAGGCAAGCUUUGGGCACGGGCAAUUGGUUGUAGUGAAUGCAACCCAUGCAUGGUGGACAUGGCAUCGGAAUGAAGAUAGUGAGACAAUAGCAAGUGACUCCAUUUGGCUCACAAACCUCUCGUCUGAUCCUGCCUGCAAGAAGUAAACUGUAGUUGUUAUACAUAAGAAAAUCCAUGUAUUGUAUGUGUUACUUCUAACCCUAAUAAUCUAAUGGGAAAAUGGAAAUUAUUAGUUGACGGUC
Molecule: messenger RNA, 1405 nt
Organism: Pyrus x bretschneideri (Chinese white pear)
Lineage: Eukaryota; Viridiplantae; Streptophyta; Magnoliopsida; Rosales; Rosaceae
Product: probable purple acid phosphatase 20
Molecular function (GO): metal ion binding; acid phosphatase activity
Source: RefSeq, a predicted model, not a curated record